UAUGCAAGUGAAUCGAGAUAACCAAUAGAAAUGAACCACAUGUAUAGGAAAGUCGAUUCUAGUCAGUCGUUCUUGUUGUACGGUAAACGUCAUAAGAAAAAGGAUGAUAAAGUUUAAUAAGGAAAUUAAGUUUUCGAUAUAUUAUUAUUUUAAUAAAAGAUGCCACCAUUUAGCACCACAGAGAAUUAUAUAUUUUGCACAAAGUCCGCUUACGUGAAGAGUGUGAAAAAAAAUGAUGUAGACGAUAUGACACCGAAUCGGUUAAUCGUGUUUCUUGUCUUCGUAUCAGGGAUUGCAGUCGCCGUUAUUGGUACAUUGUUAACGCAAUAUAUAUGUGGAUUGUCGACAGAUUUUACAGGACAGGAGUUCCAUCAUGUAUUUUCACCAUUGCCUUCGGAAGGCAUUUUGAAUGUUUAUGAUGAAGCUGCAAUGAGUAUUAUAUUACGACCAUCUGAAACAGAAAAUUCUGAGAUAGAAAGAACAGCUGCAUCUACGGCUGAAGCACUAUCGUCCUUACAUUUAGCAUUAGAGAUGAAGCUUUCUGGAAAACAGAAAAAAGCUAUCAAAUUAUUCCAACACGCUGUAGUGUUAGCACCGCAUCAUCCAGAUGUUCUAAAUCAUUAUGGAGAGUUUUUGGAACAUAUGCAAAAUGAUGUUAUCAAAGCCAAUGAGUUUUAUAUACGUGCCUUAAGUUAUCAACCAAAUCAUAAAAGUGCCUUAAUCAACAGCCAAAGAACUGCACGCGUUGUUGAAGAACUAGAUAGGAAAUUUUUAAGACGUAUUGAUCAAAAAAGAAAUGCAUUAUCUGCCAUACCAGAUAAUAAUGCUGCAUUAAUACGAGCUAAGAAGGAAGCUUACUUUCAACAUAUUUAUCAUACAGUGGGCAUAGAAGGAAAUACCAUGAACUUAGCACAAACAAGAGCCAUUGUUGAAACAAGAAUUGUUGUUGCUGGAAAAAGUAUUGAUGAACACAAUGAAAUACUUGGAUUAGAUGCUGCUAUGAAAUAUAUCAAUGCUACAUUAGUUAAUAAAUUGAACGCUCCAGACUGGAAUGCUUAUAAUACAGCUUGCUGCGGUACUGAGAGUGAUCAAACGUUCCAAACAGUAGGAUCAAUCUCUAUAAAAGAUAUAUUAGAAAUACAUAGGCGAGUUUUAGGACACGUAGAUCCUGUCGAAGGCGGACGAUUUCGACGUACACAAGUUUAUGUAGGUGGACACGUACCUCCAGGCCCUGACGAUAUUCAUUACCUUAUGGAAGAAUUUGCUUUGUGGCUAAAUAGUGAGAGAGCUAUCAGAAUGCAUCCAGUAAGGUAUGCAGCUCUUGCCCAUUAUAAAUUAGUGCAUAUACAUCCAUUUUCUGAUGGUAAUGGUAGAACAUCCCGUUUAUUAAUGAAUAUGAUUCUUAUGCAAGCUGGAUAUCCUCCAGUCAUUAUUCAGAAACAACAUCGUCAUAAGUAUUAUGAAAAUUUGCAAAUCGCUAAUAGUGGCGAUGUUAGGCCAUUUGUUAGAUUUAUAGCCGAAUGUACGGAACAAACAUUAGAUUUAUUUUUAUGGGCCACUAGUGAAUUUUCUCGGCAAGUCCCAGCCUUAAGCCAAGAUAUUUUAUUUACAGAAAAGCAAAACACAAUUAUAUUAGAAGAUGAGAGUAGUGGUGAUUUUGAGGACGAUUAAAAAAUGAAACCAAAGUUAUUAGAUAAAAUGUAAAAACCGUAUGCCAAAGAUUAUAUUAGAAUUUUGUAUUUUGAAUCAUCAAAUCAUUAAUCUUAUUUAAAUAUGAACGUCUGCAUGGUAUAGUCUUAUUCUAUCAAUUGUUCCCAUUGCAAUGCAGAGGCAGUAAGUUUAUAUUGUUAAAAAUUAGAACUAACAUGUCGAUAAAGUCUUGCCAAAACAUUUUUUGUCUGUCAAACACUUCUAAAAUAGUUUUAUAUCUUGUAGAAAAGUUACGACUAUAUUUGUGGAGACGAAAUUAUUAAAGUGAUUUAUUUAUACUUCAGUAUUGUUCUAAUACAAACAUGUUUGUAAUAUUUUAAACUGUUUGUUGAUAGAAAUUUCUUCCAUGCGUUCUGUUGACUCUUGUAUAAAUUUAAUGUAAUAUUUCAAUUGUGUACAUAGUACAGAUUUCAAUUCAAAUCUAAAGCUGUGAUGCAAUAAUGUAAAAAAUUUAUGUAAGAUAUACGUUUUAAAAACAAA
Vespa mandarinia (Asian giant hornet) is the source of this 2190-nucleotide messenger RNA. RefSeq names its product FIC domain protein adenylyltransferase (gene Fic). The record is from RefSeq and is a predicted model, not a curated record. Lineage: Eukaryota; Metazoa; Arthropoda; Insecta; Hymenoptera; Vespidae. Gene Ontology annotation, molecular function: protein binding.